Messenger RNA from Microcebus murinus (gray mouse lemur), 3336 nucleotides. RefSeq names its product ADAM metallopeptidase domain 9 (gene ADAM9). NCBI's taxonomy places the organism in Eukaryota, Metazoa, Chordata, Mammalia, Primates, Cheirogaleidae. Gene Ontology annotation, cellular component: plasma membrane. Gene Ontology annotation, biological process: cell-cell adhesion mediated by integrin; transforming growth factor beta receptor signaling pathway; membrane protein ectodomain proteolysis. Gene Ontology annotation, molecular function: integrin binding; metalloendopeptidase activity. The record is from RefSeq and is a predicted model, not a curated record.
AUUUAGAGGAUUGCUGCAUUUAGAGAAUGCAAGCUAUGGAAUUGAACCCUGCAAAACAGCUCUCAUUUGAGCAAUUGUUAUCGAAUGAUAAUUCCACAAAGAGCCUUCUGAAAUGUGCAGUUUCCAACAAGGAUAUAGAGAAAGAACACAAAGGAUGAAGAGAAAAGAGCCUCCCAGUAUGACUCAGCUACUUCGAAGGAGAAGAGCUGUCCUGCCACAGACCCGAUAUGUGGAGCUGUUCAUUGUCGUAGACAAGGAAAGGUAUGACAUGAUGGGAAGAAAUCAGACAGCUGUGAGAGAAGAGAUGAUUCGUCUGGCAAACUACUUGGAUAGCAUGUAUAUUAUGUUAAAUAUUCGAAUUGUGCUAGUUGGACUGGAGAUUUGGACAAAUGGAAACCUGAUCAGCAUAGUUGGAGGUGCUGGUGAUGUGUUGGGGAACUUUGUGCAGUGGCGGGAAAAGUUUCUUAUAACACGUCGGAGACAUGACAGUGCACAGCUAGUUCUGAAGAAAGGUUUUGGUGGGACUGCAGGAAUGGCAUUUGUGGGAACGGUGUGUUCAAGGAGCCACGCAGGCGGGAUUAAUGUGUUUGGGCAAAUUACUGUGGAGAUAUUUGCGUCCAUUGUUGCCCAUGAGUUGGGUCAUAAUCUUGGAAUGAAUCAUGAUGAUGGAAGAGAUUGUUUAUGUGAAGCAAAGAGCUGCAUCAUGAAUUCAGGAGCAUCAGGUUCCAGAAACUUUAGCAGCUGCAGUGCAGAGGACUUUGAGAAGUUAACUUUGAAUAAAGGAGGAAACUGCCUUCUUAAUAUUCCAAAGCCUGAUGAAGCCUACAGUGCUCCAUUCUGUGGUAAUAAACUGGUGGACCCUGGGGAAGAAUGUGACUGUGGUACUUCAAAGGAAUGUGAAUUGGACCCUUGUUGUGAAGGAAGUACUUGUAAGCUUAAAUCAUUUGCUGAAUGUGCAUAUGGCGAUUGUUGUAAAGACUGCUGGUUCCUUCCAGGAGGUACUUUAUGCCGAGGAAAAACCAAUGAAUGUGAUGUUCCAGAGUAUUGCAAUGGUUCUUCUCAGUUCUGUCAGCCAGAUGUUUUUAUUCAGAAUGGAUAUCCUUGCCAGAAUAACAAAGCCUAUUGUUACAAUGGCAUGUGCCAGUAUUAUGAUGCUCAGUGUCAAGUCAUCUUUGGCUCAAAAGCUAAGGCUGCCCCCAAAGAUUGUUUCAUUGAAGUGAAUUCUAAAGGUGACAGAUUUGGCAAUUGUGGUCUCUCUGGCGGUGAAUACAAGAAGUGUGCCACUGGGAAUGCUUUGUGUGGAAAGCUUCAGUGUGAGAAUGUACAAGAGAUGCCUGUGUUUGGAAUUGUGCCUGCUAUUAUUCAAACACCUAGUCGAGGCACCAAAUGUUGGGGUGUGGAUUUCCAGCUAGGAACAGAUGUUCCAGAUCCUGGGAUGGUGAAUGAAGGCACAAAAUGUGAUUCUGGAAAGAUCUGUAGAAACUUCCAAUGUGUAGAUGCUUCUGUUUUGAAUUAUGACUGUGAUGUUCAGAAAAAGUGUCAUGGACAUGGGGUAUGUAAUAGCAAUAAGAAUUGUCACUGUGAACAUGGCUGGGCUCCCCCAUAUUGUGAGACUAAAGGAUACGGAGGAAGUGUGGACAGUGGACCUACAUACAAUGAAAAGAAUACUGCAUUGAGGGAUGGACUUCUGGUGUUCUUCUUCGCAAUUGUUCCCCUUAGUCUGCUUGCGGCUUUUGUCUUCAUCAAGAGAGAUCAGAUACGGAAAAGCUACUUCAGAAAGAAGAGAUCACAAACAUAUGAAUCAGAUGGUAAAAAUCAAGCAAAUGUUUCCAGACAGCCAGUGAGUGUUCCUCGACAUGUUGCUCCAGUGACGAAUUCUAGAGAAGUUCCUAUAUAUGCAAAUAGAUUUCCAGUACCAACCUAUGCAGCCAAGCAGCUUCAGCACUUCCCAUCAAGGCCACCUCCACCACAACCGAAAGUAUCUCAGGGAAAUUUAAUUCCUGCUCGUCCUGCUCCUGCACCUCCUUUAUAUAGUUCCCUCACUUGAUUUUUUUAACCUUAUUUUUGCAAAUGUCUUCAGGGAACUGACCUAAUACUUUUUUUUUCUGACGUUUUCUUGAAAAGCCUUUCUUCCUGUUGCAACUAUGAAUGAAAAGAAAAUACCACAAAGAAACUUUACUAACACAGAAAAACAGAAACUGAGUGUGGGAGUUGAAGAAAUACAAGGAAAUGCAGUCAAGCCAGGGAAUUUAGAGUAACAUUUCCAUUUCCAUCAUUGAAUAAGUCUUAUUUGAUCAUAUGUGAGGUUAAUGUACUUAACAUGGAUUAUGUUAUUUUGAAUAUGUUACUGCAAUGAUUCUCAAAUUAACUGUAAUGGUGUUAAGAUUUGCCAUUAUGUGGUUAAAUGUUAUUCUGAGUUUUUGACCUUAGUCGUCAUUAACGUAGUUUCUGGUUGAAUCUGUGAUAAUCUAGUACCUAUGAAAACUGACUAAUUAGCUGCCAAUAAUAUCUAAUAUUUUUCAUCUUGCUAGGAUUAAUAAUCAUUAUACCCUAGAAUCUUGUCUGUCAUUCACUACAUGCAUAAGCAAAUAUUUCUUCAGAAGAAUGCACAAGAACCACAAUUAAGAUGUCAUAUUAUUUUGAAAGUACAGAAUAUAUUAAAAGAGUAUGUGUAUUCAUGUACAGUUAUUAGCUUCUAUUUUUAGGAUCUUUCAACUAUGAUAUUAACUAUUAGGAAAAUUAAUUUAAUAUUAGAAUUUCUAUUAUGAAUCAUGUUAAAGCAUGGCAUCCUUUUAUAAUACCAUGAUUUUAAAUAAAUUAUAAGCUUUAAGGUACGAGGUAUUUAAUAGAUCUAAUCAGAUAUGUUGAUUCAUGGCUAUAAUAAAACAGGAACAAUUAUAAUAUCCUGAAUCAAUUGAGCUGUUAUAAAACCACUUGAGAAUUUCAUGAGCACUUUAAGUCUAAAAUCUGAAUUUUCAAAGCUUGCUAUUAAAUCAUUUAGAAUGUUUACAUUUACUAAGGUUUGCUAGAUCAUGUCUCUAAUGAAACUAAUAUUUGCAUAGAAAUUAGGCUGGAGAAAAUGACGAAAAAGGUUUUCUUAGAUAAGUAGAAAAAAGUUACCAUGGCAUCUGAGUUAGCUGUGUUAAAUAAUGAAUUUUUACUCUGGAAGAAAUGGUAUGGACAGUAAAAUUUUAAGCACUUAAAAUUUUUUCAUAACCUUUCAUAAUGAAGUUUAAUAAUAGGUUUAUUAACUGAAUUUCAUUAGUUUAAAAACAUUUUUUUGGUUUGUGUAUAUACAAAUAGAACAUUUACAAUAAAUAAAAUACUUGAAAUUCU